CGCUGAGCUGGGGGAUCACCCGACGGAAGAUGGGGGCCGUGGUCACCAGACGCUUCCUAGAGUGCCUGCUGGGCCUCUACUUCCUCUCCCACAUCCCCAUCACCCUGUUCGUGGACCUGCAGGCGGCGCUGUCACCCGAGCUCUACCCGGUCGAGCUUACAGACCUGAAGAACUGGUAUUCAAAGGAGUUCAAAGACCCUCUGAUGCAGGAUCCCCCGGUGUGGUUCAAGUCCUUCGUGUUUUGCGAGCUUGUGUUUCAGCUACCUUUCUUUCCCAUUGCAGCAUAUGCUUUCUUCAAAGGAAGCUGCAGGUGGAUUCGCACACCUGCAAUCAUUUACUCCGUUCACACCAUAACAACUUUAAUCCCAAUUCUCUACACGAUUCUACUUGAGGAUUUCUCCAGAGCCAGUGCUUUCAAAGGACAAAGACCUGAGACGCUCCGGGAACGACUGACCCUCAUAUGUAUCUACACCCCCUACUUCAUCAUCCCUCUCAUUCUUCUAGUUUUCAUGUUGCGGAACCCCUACUACAAGUAUGAGGAGAAAAGAAAGAAAAAAUGAAGGAAACAGCCCCUAGCCCAGUGGG
Molecule: messenger RNA, 585 nt
Organism: Jaculus jaculus (lesser Egyptian jerboa)
Lineage: Eukaryota; Metazoa; Chordata; Mammalia; Rodentia; Dipodidae
Product: sigma intracellular receptor 2-like
Exons: 1
Coding region: 30-560 (176 amino acids)
Cellular component (GO): endoplasmic reticulum
Source: RefSeq, a predicted model, not a curated record